AUGGAAGAGGCACGUUAUUACCUUGGGAACGAGUGCUGUGACGUCCUUGCCCUGCCCAUCUUCAAGCAGGAAGAAUCGAGUUUGCCUCCCGAAAACGAGAACAAAAUUCUGCCUUUUCAGUACGUGCUGUGUGCCGCCACUUCCCCCGCCGUCAAGCUCCACGACGAAACGCUCACCUAUCUCAACCAAGGGCAGUCCUAUGAAAUCCGGAUGCUGGACAACAGGAAAAUUGGGGAGCUGCCCGAGAUAAAUGGGAAACUGGUAAAGAGCAUUUUCCGGGUGGUGUUUCAUGACCGGCGGCUGCAGUACACGGAGCAUCAGCAGCUGGAGGGCUGGCGGUGGAACAGGCCUGGGGACAGGAUACUGGACAUAGAUAUCCCAAUGUCCGUGGGCAUCAUUGACCCUAGAGCAAACCCAACCCAGCUCAACACAGUGGAGUUUCUAUGGGAUCCUUCAAAGAGAACUUCGGUGUUUAUCCAGGUUCACUGUAUCAGCACGGAGUUCACCAUGCGGAAGCAUGGAGGAGAGAAGGGAGUACCUUUUCGGGUCCAGAUAGACACAUUUAAGGAGAAUGAGAACGGCGAGUACACAGAGCAUCUGCAUUCUGCCAGCUGCCAGAUCAAGGUCUUCAAGCCCAAAGGAGCUGAUCGGAAGCAGAAGACAGACAGGGAAAAGAUGGAGAAGCGAACACCUCAUGAGAAAGAGAAAUACCAGCCUUCAUAUGAAACUACGAUACUCACAGAGUGUUCUCCCUGGCCAGAGAUAACGUACGUCAAUAACACGCCAUCCCCCGGCUUCAACAGUUCCCACAGCAGUUUUUCCAUUGGCGAAGGCAAUGGCUCGCCGAACCAUCAGCCCGAGCCACCCCCUCCGAUCGCAGAUGUAAGUCACACCUCAGAGCUUAUGCUUGUGAACCUCUUGCCCACCAGCACACCCCAGGAGGCCCAGCAGUGGCUGCACCGAAACCGCUUCUCCACUUUUUCUCGGCUUUUCAGAAACUUCUCAGGUGCAGACUUACUGAAGCUGACCAGAGAAGACGUUAUCCAGAUCUGUGGCCCUGCGGAUGGCAUCAGGCUCUUCAACGCGUUAAAAGGACGGAUGGUGCGGCCCAGACUGACCAUCUACGUGUGUCAGGAGUCCCAGCAGCUGAGGGACCUCCAGCAGAAACACGAGGACGGGGACACAGUAACCAGUACUUUUUUUGUGUACCACGCUAUUUAUCUGGAGGAACUGACGGCGGUGGAGCUGACGGAAAAGCUGGCCCAGCUCUUCAGCAUCUCUUCCCAGCAGAUCAGCCAGAUUUACAAGCAAGGUCCGACGGGGAUACAUGUGCUGAUCAGUGACGAGAUGAUACAGAACUUCCAAGACGAAUCCUGUUUCGUUCUGGACACCAUGAAAGCUGAAACCAAUGAUAGCUACCACAUCAUCUUAAAAUAG
This is a messenger RNA of Phaethon lepturus (White-tailed tropicbird), 1437 nucleotides long. RefSeq names its product transcription factor CP2 (gene TFCP2). Gene Ontology annotation, cellular component: nucleus. The record is from RefSeq and is a predicted model, not a curated record. The coding region runs from base 1 to 1437 and encodes 478 amino acids. The transcript has 15 exons. Gene Ontology annotation, biological process: positive regulation of transcription by RNA polymerase II. Gene Ontology annotation, molecular function: RNA polymerase II cis-regulatory region sequence-specific DNA binding; DNA-binding transcription activator activity, RNA polymerase II-specific. Lineage: Eukaryota; Metazoa; Chordata; Aves; Phaethontiformes; Phaethontidae.